Marmota flaviventris (yellow-bellied marmot) is the source of this 357-nucleotide messenger RNA. The record is from RefSeq and is a predicted model, not a curated record. NCBI's taxonomy places the organism in Eukaryota, Metazoa, Chordata, Mammalia, Rodentia, Sciuridae.
AUGCUGGGUGUCACGGUUCUCGCUACACUCCUGGCCUGCGCCUCCAGCUGCGGUGUCCCCAGCUUCCCCCCCAACCUCUCAGCCAGGGUGGUGGGAGGGGACAAUGCCGUUCCCCACAGCUGGCCCUGGCAGAUCUCUCUCCAGUACCUCAAGGAUGACACUUGGAGACACACCUGCGGUGGCACCUUGAUCUCCAGCAACUUUGUCCUCACGGCUGCCCACUGCAUCAGCAACACCCUGACCUACCGCGUGGCCCUGGGGAAGCACAACCUGACAGUGGAUGAGGAGGGCUCCCUGUUCGUGGGCGUGGACACCAUCUAUGUCCACGAGAAGUGGAACUCCUUCCUGGUGCGGUGA